This is a messenger RNA of Merops nubicus (carmine bee-eater), 1654 nucleotides long. It is a transcript of the gene ADA2, whose product is annotated as cat eye syndrome chromosome region, candidate 1. The coding region runs from base 1 to 1548 and encodes 515 amino acids. Gene Ontology annotation, molecular function: adenosine deaminase activity. NCBI's taxonomy places the organism in Eukaryota, Metazoa, Chordata, Aves, Coraciiformes, Meropidae. Gene Ontology annotation, biological process: adenosine catabolic process; inosine biosynthetic process. The record is from RefSeq and is a predicted model, not a curated record. The transcript has 9 exons.
AUGAAGCCUUCAUCUAGGCAAGGCAUAAGGCUGGCAUACCUGCUCCUGAAUUUGGCUCCUCUCUGCCUUCCCACCCCACUCUGGAAGGACCGGGACUCCCUAAUGCAGGAGGAGAAAGCCCAACAGACAGGUGGCAACUUGCUGCUGAGUAGACAGGAACAGCAGCUCAAUACGAAGCUUGUAAACCUCAAGAAGAAGGAGGUUGCAACAGCCAUAACUACAGGACAGUUUCCUCCAAGCAUGCACUUCUUUCGGGCAAAAGGUCUCAUUGAUCAGAGCAUGGUGUUCAGCAUCUUAAAGCGCAUGCCAAAAGGUGCUGUCUUACACCUGCACGACUAUGCCAUCCUGAGCGUGGACUGGCUGGUGCACAAUGCCACCUACCUCCCCGACUGCUACAUCUGCUUCACCCCCACGGGCACCAUUCGAUUUCGCUUUUCCAAGCCUCACCCUCCCCAUCCGCUGCCAGACCAGUGCUCCCAGUGGGUUUUGCUGGAGUCUUACCGGAAGCAGGUGGACAACGUGACUGAGUUUGAUAGCAGCUUGCUGAGAAACUUGACCCUGGUGACAGAUUCCCCUGAGCUGGCCUACCCUUCUCAGUCUUUCAUUUGGAAAAGAUUUGAAGAAGUCUUUCUCAUUGCCUCUGGACUUAUCUGCUAUGCACCUGUGUUCAAGGCCUAUUUCUACCAGGGGCUGCUGGAGCUCUAUGCAGAUAACAUACAGUAUGUGGAGAUAAGAGCUAUCCUGCCUGCGGUGUAUGAACUGGAUGGCACCCAGCACAAUAAGUCAUGGUCCGUGGCAGCCUAUCGGGAAGUGACCAGGCAGUUUGUGAAGGAGCACCCGGACUUUCUGGGAGCCAAGAUUAUAUUUUCAGCACACAGGAUGCUGAAUGUUUCCCAGAUUAAAGAAGCCAUCGUCACUGCCAUGGCACUCAGAGCCAAAUUCCCAGACACCCUGGCAGGAUUCGACCUGGUUGGUGAUGAGGAUGAAGGUCAUUCUCUAUGGGACCUGAAGGAUGCCCUGACUAUCCCGUAUUCCCUGGGGGCCAACUUGCCAUACUUUUUCCAUGCUGGGGAGACUGACUGGCAGGGCACCUCUGUAGACAAUAAUGUCCUGGAUGCACUGCUACUGAAUACCAGCCGGAUUGGCCAUGGACUCGCCCUUAUAAAACAUCCAGUAGCCAAAAAUUUGUCUCUGAAGAAGGAUAUCCCUGUAGAAGUCUGUCCCAUCUCCAACCAGGUCCUGCUGUUGGUAGGUGACUUGCGGAACCACCCUGCUGCUGGCCUUAUGGCUGAAGGACACCCCGUUGUGAUCAGCCCUGACGAUCCCUCCAUCUUUGGGGCAAAGGGAGUGUCCUACGACUUCUACGAGGUGUUCAUGGCCGUUGGAGGAAUGAAUGCUGACCUGAGGACCUUAAAACAACUUGCACUCAACUCCAUAAAAUACAGCGCCAUGCUACCAGAUAAGAAAGCCAAGGCCAAAGAGGUCUGGCAGAAAAAAUGGGACCAAUUUGUGGCUGACCUCUCUGAUAGCUUUUUGAGGGAGCUUUAAAGGGAGGAAACUCAUCACAGAAGGCAUUUGGCAAGCCAGAGCCAGACAGGCCUGUUGCUAAAAGAGAGACUGCUUCUUCCAUGUGACCUGAGCAGAUGAACAAACC